CCUCCCAUCUGAGACUAAUCCAACAAAUGGCUAGCAAUUUGCGACCGUGAUUUAUUAAAUUUACGGUAAUAUACUGUAAAUGGUGCUUAUAUUAGUAGAUGUAUGGUCAGGUAGGGUUGGGAAGUAUAUUCAUUGCAGCAUGGAAAUGCACCAGGUUUGGUUUUCGCAGAUUCGAAUCUAGAUGACGUUAUUGCCAGGUGGAGCAAGUAUCAGGCUCUGGGAAACUGGGAAGCAGCUGGGAAGUUACUUUCAACGGCACAAACCGUCACAAACGCAGCACUAACGAAUGAGGCCCUGGCGCUGUUUUUCUUCUGGGUUUAUUGUCAGCCACAACAGGCACAGGUUCUUCUGCUUGACUUCUAUGGAAAGGCUAGCUGAUGGCGUAACGCUUGGACCACCAGCUGUAACCAGCCUCACCUCAGAACUAAAACCACCGAGAAAAAUAAAGUCAGGACUGUGGGAUAAAGAAUGUUUUGCACAGGACUAGUCUUUAAGGCUGAGCUUUGAUGACCCUUUUAGUUACUGCUAAUGUAAUUGGAGACUGUCGAAGUAUUUUUCAUAAAUAAGGAUGUUUCAUCCAUCUUGUCGACUUGUGAAAAACAUUGCAAUCAAAGGACUCCUGGCUUACCAUCGGGGAAGAGCUUCUAAUGAAAGUAAUUCUCGUUUACUGACUCGGAAGACAUUCUUUUCUCCUAUAGUUUCUUUCUCAGCAUCCAGAACAGCAAGUCUGAGCUCCUGCACCGGACAUAAAAACAUCUUCAUCAUGGGCCUCCCAGGCUCAGGAAAAACAACAGUAGGAAACAUCCUUGGUAGCAAGUUAGGACAUCCUGUCAUUGAUCUAGAUGAUCACAUCCUCAAGAAAGAGUGGAACAUGACUGCAGGGGAGAAGCUGUCAGAAAUCGGUUGGGAACAGUUUGUUGAAGAGGAAGGCAAAGCUCUUUCAAGUUUCUCUGCGUCUGGAAGUAUUGUUUUAUUGACGGAGUCCAGUCCAAUGCACUCUGCAGCUAUGCACCACGUGAAGCAAAAUGGAAUUGUUAUAUACCUUGAUGUUAACCCUGAAGUCAUCAUAAAGAGGCUGUCGGGAGGGAGAGGGAAUAGGAUCGUUGGGCGCGGAUCAGGAGUGUCUUUGAGAGAGAUUCUACGCUGCAGGCGGAAAAUAUAUAACAAGUGGUGUGAUGCAAGGGUCCUUUGUGAUUCUGGGGACAGCGCUGAAGAAGUGGCCGCAAAUGUAUUAAAAGCCGUGAAGAGAUGUGAAGAUACUGAAUCUGAAGUGUUUGUUUCAACCAGAAACAAGUUUCUGCCAGAGGACGGUUCGGUGUCAGAGCGGAAAUUUUUCAGCGAUUUUUUGGUCGAGGGUCUGGCUCCCGACGGUGGGCUUUAUGUGCCACAGGGUGGUCUUUCAGAGUUGCCCCCACGGGAAUGGGUGAGAUUAGUGGACCUGCCGUAUUCUGAAAGAGCCCAGAUCCUGCUUGAGAAAUGUAUCCAUCCUGCUGACGUUCCGGCUCCGGAGCUCUACAGCAUGGUCAAGAAGGCUUAUGCGGAUAAUUUUGCUUGCCCAAGGAUUGCUCCAGUCCGACACCUCGUACAUAACCAGUACGUUCAGGAGCUCUUUCACGGCCCCACGGCUUCUUUCCGAGAUUUCUCCCUGCUGCUGCUGCCUCAGCUGUUGGCGUACUGCACCUCGAACCUGUGCAAUCAUUUACUCCUGGGGGCCACGUCUGGAGACACGGGCAGCGCGGCGCUGAACGGCUUUAGUCGUCUACCCGAGGCUGAAAAGCGCAGGAGUGCCGUGCUGGUGUUCUUCCCCGAAGCCGGAGUGAGCCCCGUUCAGAGACUGCAGAUGACGGGUUUUCGGGAGGGGAACCUGAAGGCGGUCGGUGUGCAGUCGGACUUGGCCUUUUGCCAGCAGGCGGUCCGGCAGAUGCUCGGCGAUCCGAAGCUGACGGGCCACCUGGCGGUGGAGUGUGGCGCGGUGCUGACCGCCGCCGACUCCGUUAACUGGGCCCAGCUGCUUCCGCAGGUCAUCUUCCACGCCUCCGCCUAUCUCGACCUCGUCAGCCAGGGCACCGUUGCCUUCGGAGAGCCUGUGGACGUUUGCAUCCCCGCUGGCGACUUUGGAAAUAUUUUAUCGGCCGUGUAUGCAAAACAAAUGGGAAUUCCUAUCAGGAAAUUUAUUUGUGCCUCUCACCAGAGCGGUGUUCUAACGAAAUUCAUGAGGACUGGGGAGUAUGAUCUUAGAGACCGACAGCUUCUGCCUUCAAGCUCUCCGGCAACAGAAGUCCUAAAGCCUUCUAGCCUCGAGAGAUACCUCUUUCACAUCUCUGAUGGGGACUGGCAGCUCGUUAGAGGGUUAUUUUCUCAGUUUGAGAGGGAGAGGUAUUUUAAGGUGCCAAGAGCUCUACUGAAAAGGAUGCAUCAGGACUGUCUGGCAGGCUGGUGCUCUGAAGAGGAGUGCUUGGCUGCUAUCAGCGCUGUUCAUUCAGCCACAGGAUACAUUCUGGACACCCGCGCCGCGGCUGCCAAAGUCGUAGCAGAUCGCCUGCAAGACAGGACGUGCCCAGUUAUCAUUUCCUCCACGGUUCACCCCGCCAAGUUCGCACCCGCUGUGCUGAAAGCAUUGAAAUUUCAGGAUGUUGCCGAGGAUCCGUUCGAUCAGCUUAAUUUGCUCAGCUCGUUAGGUUCCCUGCCUCCCAUGCAUGCAGACUUAAAGUCUCUAAGAGAUCCAAGGAGGCACAAGGUGUGUGAUGCUAACGUCAGUGACCUAGUUGAAGAAGUUGAAACUGUUGUUCGAGAUUCAUUCUUAAAAGUUACCUGAGCAUGGAAAGCUAGACAGGUUUAGUGCUGCAUAACUCAAUGAAUACAUUUGCCUUUUAACUUACUAUGUGUCAGAGAUGCUGUCAGUUACAGAUAUAGGGAUGCCCCACUUACAUAAUUUAAAACAGACAAUUCUUAACACAGUAGGCAAGAUAUAUUUAUAUUUUGUGGGAACUGCAGGUCUGCUUACAUUGGAUUGAACUUCAUGUUCUCUGCUAGUUUGUUCAGUUUGUUUAGACUCUUUAAAGAGCAAACGAACACCACUGUUGACUUUCAGAUUUAUUUUAAUGAAUUCAAUGUUUACCAAACUUAAUCAUAUACUGCCUCAUUUUAUUUGGGUUUCCAAAUGAAUUCCAAGUUUUACCAGCUGUUCACGGUAUAUAUUGUUAAUGAAGAUAUUUUAGGGGUGGCAGGGCAGCGUAGUGCUGUCGCCCUGGGUGCAAUUCUGGACCUGGGGUACUAUCUGUGUGGAGUUUGUAUGUUCUCUCUGUCUUCACAUGGGUUUCCUCCAGGUGCUCCGGUUUUGUCCCACAGUCCAAAGACAUAGUAGUAGGUUAACAGACUUCAGGGAAAACUCCUUGGCGUGAGUGUGGGUUUGUGUCUGUGUGUCUGCCCUGCAAUGGCCUGGUGUCCCAUCCAGGGUGUACCCUGCCUUGU
Messenger RNA from Lepisosteus oculatus (spotted gar), 3471 nucleotides. Its product is annotated as threonine synthase-like 1. Gene Ontology annotation, cellular component: cytoplasm. NCBI's taxonomy places the organism in Eukaryota, Metazoa, Chordata, Actinopteri, Semionotiformes, Lepisosteidae. The record is from RefSeq and is a predicted model, not a curated record.